This is a messenger RNA of Erinaceus europaeus (western European hedgehog), 1248 nucleotides long. RefSeq names its product C1q and TNF related 9B (gene C1QTNF9B). The record is from RefSeq and is a predicted model, not a curated record. The transcript is spliced from 5 exons. Bases 253 to 1248 code for a protein of 331 amino acids. Gene Ontology annotation, molecular function: protein binding. NCBI's taxonomy places the organism in Eukaryota, Metazoa, Chordata, Mammalia, Eulipotyphla, Erinaceidae.
UAUUUUUUAAGAUUUUUUAAUCUUUUAUUUAUUUGAUAUAGACAAGUUGAGAGAGGAGAGGGAGCUAGAGAUGAAGAGAGACACCUGUUGCAGUGUUUCAUCAUUCAUGAAGCUUUUCUCCUACAGCUGGACCCCUGGGGAGUUCAUGGCAGGAAGGAGUGACCUAAUUUAGUUUGCUCCUGACCCCUGGUCCCCACAGCACAUGGGGACAGCCGGCAGUCUGGGGGUACAGCUCUAACCAGCACUGGCACCAUGAGGUUCUGGUGGCUCCUGCUGGUCACAGGCAUCUGCGGCCUGAACUCACAGGACACAUGCAGGUCAGGACAGCCUGGAGUUCCUGGGAGCCCCGGGCACAAUGGCCUGCCUGGAAGGGACGGGCGCGACGGAGCUAAGGGCGACAAAGGGGACACAGGAGCCCCAGGGCUACCCGGAAGUCCUGGCAAGGAUGGGCCACGUGGGGAGGCAGGACAGCCAGGAGCAAAUGGAAAAGUGGAGGCCAAAGGCAUCAAGGGAGACACAGGCACCAGAGGCCCCCCAGGAAAGCAUGGGCCUAAAGGGAUUAUAGGGCCCCCAGGGGAGCGAGGCCUGCAAGGAGAGACUGGCCUUCAGGGGCACAAGGGAAACAAAGGGGAUGUGGGCCCUAUAGGGCCCGAGGGGCGUAGUGGGAACCCUGGACCUUCAGGGCCCACUGGCACUCGAGGCCCCGAGGGUCCCAUUGGGAGGCCAGGCCCCAAGGGAGAGGCAGGGCCCCUGGGGCCCCAAGGUGAGCCUGGGCCAAGAGGGGUGAGAGGCUGGAAGGGGGAACGGGGAGAGAAGGGAAAGGUGGGGGAGACACCAGUGCUGGCCCGAAGCGCCUUCAGCGUGGGGCUGACAGUGUUAAGCAAAUUCCCUGAGCCCAACAUCCCCAUCAAGUUCGAUCGCAUCCUGUACAAUGAGCAAGAGCACUACAAUGUGGCCACUGGCCGCUUCACCUGCCACUUGGCCGGCCUGUACUUCUUCACCUACCACCUCACCAUCUUCUCCCGCAAUGUGCAGGUGGCCCUGGUCAGGAACGGAGUCAAGGUGUUGCACACCAAGGACGGCUACACAGGUGCUGAAGACCAGGCCUCUGGGGCCACCUUGUUGCAGCUGAAACUGGGUGAUGAGGUGUGGCUGCAGGUGAUGGGUGGUGAGCGCUUCAAUGGCCUGUAUGCAGACGAGGAUGAUGACACCACCUUCACUGGCUUCCUGCUAUUCAGUGGCCAGUAA